Molecule: messenger RNA, 528 nt
Organism: Haliotis rubra (blacklip abalone)
Lineage: Eukaryota; Metazoa; Mollusca; Gastropoda; Lepetellida; Haliotidae
Product: RNA-binding protein 25-like
Exons: 2
Coding region: 1-528 (175 amino acids)
Source: RefSeq, a predicted model, not a curated record
AUGAGAAAGAGACAGAAGAGAGAUGAGAAGAGAAAGGAUGAAAGGAAAGAUAGGAAGCAGCAGCAGACAAAGAGACGAGCCGAGAGAGAAAGACAGCAGAGACAGAGACAGACAGAGAACAGGAAAAAGACAGACACAGACAAAGACAGAGACAGGAAAGACGAGCCACAGAAAGAAAGAGACACAGGAGACAGCAAGACAGCACAGAAAGAAGACACAGAAAGACAGAGAGACAGACGAGAAAGACGAGCCGAGGCAAGGACAGGAAAGGAAAGGAACAGAAGACCGAGAAAGAAAGAAGACAGAAAGACACAGAGAAAGACGACCAGAGACAGUGAGGACGAAAGAAAGACAGAAGGAAAGAGACAGAAAGAAAGAGAAGAGGAAGAAAGGAAGAAAGAUGAGAAGAAAGAGAUGAAAGAAAGAGACAAAGAGACACGAAAGAGGAAGAAAAGAUGGAAAGAAAGAGAAAGAAAAGGAAAGAAAGAGAUGAAAGAAAGAGAAGGAAGAAAGAGAAAGAAAAGAUGA